UGCGAAGCCGCUGUAAGCGUUGCCGUCUCCUCAGCCUUUCCUUCUGGCCGGUAACUGGAGCACCGAGCCGGGCGCGCUCUUUGCUUUGCUUCCCGGGGCGGCCCGCGCCAUUAUGUCUCGUGCCGUCCCGCUCCUCUUGAUGCUGCUCUGCUUGGCCCAGCGGCGCGCCUCCCUCGCCGGGCCCACCGCCUCGUCCCUGGAGAGCGCGGCGGACCCCUGCCUCAGCCAGCCCUGCAAGAACAACGGCACCUGCACGCCGGUCUUAGCUAAACUGCCCGCCGCGCCCCACCGCCUGCCGUUGCUUUUUCUUUCCCCUCAGCCUGCUUAUAGCUGCCUCUGUCGCCCGGGGGUCACCGGCACCGAAUGCCAGUUUGUUUCAGAUCCAUGUGCCAGCAACCCUUGUCACCAUGGCAACUGCACUAGUAAUGGGGAUGGAUAUCUCUGUGUUUGUAAUACUGGAUAUGAAGGUACAAACUGUGAAUAUUCAUUUUAUGGUUCCCCAGUGUCUGGGUGGACAGAAUCAGAGUUGCCAAGUGAAAAUAGGCCAGGAGCAACCACCAUGGAACCGGACAUUAUCCUGCCACGAGUUCAAGCAACAGUGACACUACCGACAUGGGAACCCAAGGAGGGACAAAAACUUGUAGAUCUGAAAUGGGAUGAAGUAGAGGUAAUCCCUGACAUAGCCUGUGGAAAUGCCAGCUCCAAUAAUUCUGGUGGGGGUCGCCUAAUAUCCUUUGAAGUUCCACAAAAUACUUCAAUAAAAAUAAGGCAAGAUGCCACUGCUUCCCUUAUCCUAUUAUGGAAGGUGACCACAGAAAGGUUUAAACAAUGCUCACUUAUAGAUGCCACAAGCAUUACUCUUCUCCAAGCAAUGGGUGGACUUGUCCUAGCAGAGGAGAUGCUGGAAUUGGGAAACAACUUUUUCAUUGGUUUUGUGAAUGAUUCUGUUUCCAAAUGCAUUGUGGCAUUACGCUUGACAGUCAUAGUAAAGGUCAGCAUGUGUUUGCCUGGAGGAAUCCAGUCUGAUGGCUUUCAGUGUUCUGGGAAAGGCAAAUGCAUUACAAGACCGUCCGAGGCAACAUUUUUCUGUGACUGUGACAAUGAAUACCUGGGUGUUUUCUGCGAAGAAUUUAAUGCCUGUCAAAGCAACCCUUGUCAGAAUAAUGGAACUUGCAUGGAUAUGGCAGAAAAACAUGUUGGAAAAAAUUUCUCCUGUACUUGUCUUCCUGGAUAUACUGGGGGAAUGUGUCAGUCAGAGAUUGACUAUUGCAUUCAACAGCCUUGCAAGAAUGGAGGGACCUGCUAUUCUAGUAGCAGUAAAUUCAAUUGCCAAUGUCCAGAAGGAUUCGUGGGACCAACUUGUGCAGACAAAGUCGAUUAUUGUGCUUCAUUUCCUUGUCAGAACAAUGGGACCUGUUAUAUAGAUCGACUCUCCUAUUCUUGCAGCUGCAGUCCAGGUUUUACAGGACCUACCUGUGCCCACCUGAUUGACUUCUGUGCUCUGAAUCCUUGUGCUCAUGGCAUUUGUCGCAGUGUUGGAACAAGUUAUAAAUGUCUCUGUAUUCCAGGUUACCAUGGUCUUUACUGUGAGGAGGAAUAUAAUGAGUGUCUUUCAGCCCCUUGUCAGAAUGGAGCUACCUGUCGAGACCUUGUCAAUAGCUAUGACUGUGUAUGUCUUCCUGAGUAUGAAGGAAGACACUGUGAAUUAUAUAAAGAUCCUUGUGUAAAUAUCAGCUGUCAGAAUGGUGGGACUUGUGACAGUGAAGGGCUAAAUGCUACCUGUAUCUGUGCACCUGGAUUUACAGGUGAAGAAUGUGACAUCAAUAUAAAUGACUGUGAGAGUAACCCUUGUCGCCAUGGAGGACUGUGCAUAGACCAACCUAAUGGAUAUAGUUGUCAUUGUCCCCGUGGAUGGGUUGGUGCAAACUGUGAAAUACAUUUACAGUGGAAAUCAGGGCACGUGGCUGAGAGUCUGACAAAUAUGCCUCGGCAUUCUCUGUAUAUCAUAAUUGGAGCCCUGUGUGUAGCGUUUGUCCUGAUGUUGAUCAUUCUCAUCGUGGGGAUCUGUCGCAUCAGUCGUAUUGAAUACCAAGGUUCAUCUAGGCCAGCCUAUGAAGAAUUCUACAACUGUAGGAGCAUUGACAGUGAUUUCAGCAGUGCUAUUGCUUCUAUCCGACAUGCCAGAUUUGGAAAGAAAUCUCGCCCUGCAAUGUAUGAUGCAACUCCAAUUGCUUAUGAAGACUACAGCCCUGAUGACAAGCCUUUGGUUACAUUGAUUAAAACAAAAGAUUUGUAAUCUAUUUAACAGUUGUUUUGGGGAGGGGAUUAUUUUUCAAAAGGAUGGGCUACUGAAUUAAUUCAAUAUUUUUAAGAUGAAGCAAGUGUAUGAAAAUUAAAAUGUUUAGCUGCUCCAGAAUUUUCUGUAGAUUAUUUAAGAACAGGUUUUCUGCAGCUUUUUGUUUGAAGGAAAUAUUUUAAACGGAAUUUGUGAAAUUUAUUAUUUCUCUUUUACUGUACUUCAGCAUUAGAAACUCUAAUCUUAACAAGUAGUGUGUUGUUGCUUUUACCAAUCUCAGAUGAGUACAGGCAGAAUAUGGUAUAUUAAGCAAUGAAAAUUUCUCCUUAAUGUAACAGUGGCAGCAUUCUUAGUAGAAUUAGGAAAAAUGUAAAACUUGAUAUAUUCAUUAUUGAAAAAAUGAAGUCCGAAAUGUUUGUGUUUGUGAAAAGGAAUUUAGUAAAAAUUAUUAUUCUUAAACUGAA
Molecule: messenger RNA, 2760 nt
Organism: Ahaetulla prasina
Lineage: Eukaryota; Metazoa; Chordata; Lepidosauria; Squamata; Colubridae
Gene: DNER
Product: delta/notch like EGF repeat containing
Exons: 13
Coding region: 113-2296 (727 amino acids)
Biological process (GO): heterophilic cell-cell adhesion; establishment or maintenance of epithelial cell apical/basal polarity
Cellular component (GO): protein-containing complex; plasma membrane
Molecular function (GO): calcium ion binding
Source: RefSeq, a predicted model, not a curated record